Messenger RNA from Platichthys flesus (European flounder), 1827 nucleotides. RefSeq lists its product as uncharacterized. The record is from RefSeq and is a predicted model, not a curated record. The transcript is spliced from 8 exons. Lineage: Eukaryota; Metazoa; Chordata; Actinopteri; Pleuronectiformes; Pleuronectidae. The coding region runs from base 65 to 1660 and encodes 531 amino acids.
UCCAGAAGUGCAGACUUCCUUUGAAAGUGAAAGUGUCUUCAAGGUACAAGUUCACCUGUUGAAGAUGAAGAGCUUCAACGUGUUGGUGAUCCUCCUGCUCGUUUCCCAGCAUGCCUUGUGUGUGGAGGUGUCUGAGGGGGCGGAGUCUGUGCUGCUGCCCUGCCUCCAUGGCGUCUCUCAGAUGGAUGGCGUUCUGUGGCUGAGCAGCAGCAGCUCCACGGUUCACGCCCGGAAGCAGAGCGGGGACGACCUGGGUCAACAGGACCCUCGGUACCAGAACCGGACCUCGAUGAGGGAGGACGCUCCUCAGAGCGGAAACCUCAGCCUCACUCUGUCCAGACCCUCCGUCAGCGACACCGACAACUACACCUGCAUCGCCAGGUCCAAGGGACAAGACCUGAACCGCUCAGUGGUUCUACUGAUCGUCACACGUCCUGUGGAAACAGAGUCAUCGUCAGUGUGGUGGAAGGUCCUCGUUCCCCUGGGAGCUGCUCUCGCCAUUGGUCUCGCCUUGUUCCUUUGGUGUAAAAGGAGAAGAGACAGACAAGGUCGACACGAGUCACACAACUUGGAGCAACUCUCCACUUCAGUCCUAAAGGUGGAGGUGGAAUCAGGGGCGGAGUCUGUCCAGCUGCCCUUCAGAACCACAGCUGACCUGUCUGAAGAAGACAAAGUGGAGUGGAUGAGGGGGGGCGACAUGAAGGUCCACGUGUAUCAGAACAUCUCAGAUCAGCCUGGAGAACAGCACGAGGAUUACAGAGGCAGAACACACAUGAGUGAGGACCCACUGGGAACCGGUGACCUCAGUCUGACCCUGGAACACCCCACAGUCACAGACAGCAACACCUACACCUGCACCAUCAGCAGGGACGGACGAGUCCUGGGGAGACAACAAGUGGAGCUAAAGGUCAAAGUCCUAAAGGUGGAGGUGGAAUCAGGGGCGGAGUCUGUCCAGCUGCCCUUCAUAACCCCAGCUGACCUGUCUGAAAAAGACAAAGUGGAGUGGAUGGGGGGGGGCGACAUGAAGGUCCACGUGUAUCAGAACAUUUCAGAUCAGCCUGGAGAACAGGACAAGGAUUACAGAGGCAGAACACACAUGAGUGAGGACCCACUGAGAACCCGUGACCUCAGUCUGACCCUGGAACACCCCACAGUCAGAGACAACCACACCUUCACCUGCACCAUCAGCAGGGACGGACGAGUCCUGGGGAGAAAACAGGUGGAGCUAAAGGUCAAAGACCAAACGGUGGAGGUGGAAUCAGGGGCGGAGUCUGUCCAGCUGCCCUUCAGAACCACAGCUGACCUACCUGAGAACUCAUCCUUGAGAUGGUUGAUUGAUGAACCAUUCAAAAAAGUCCAUUAUUUUUGUAUUGAUAAUGAUGUGCCUGAAGAACAGCACGAGGAUUACAGAGGAAGAACACAGAUGAGUGAAGACCCCCUGGGAACCGGUGACCUCAGUCUGACCCUGAGACACCCCACAGGCACAGACAGGAACACCUACACCUGCCGGGUGUUCAAUCAGGACCAACAAUUCCUGAGAGAGAAAACUGUGCGGCUUGAGGUCAAAGAUAGAAUCCUGGUCGAAGAUGAAACGAUCAACAAUAGAAGAAGCAGUUCCACUGAUCCAACUCCUCUGAUGGCGGAUCAAUCCCAUCAAUGAAAUUAAUCUGCCUGUUGUUAUUCUGAUUUCUGUCUCGUCAGGUUUAUUAUUUUCCUUCUCUGAGUCCAGAGCUGUAGGAUCCAGAUCUGUUACCACUGCUGAUCUAGUAUCAAUACCUUGUUGAUGAUGUUGUGACCUGGUGCUGUUUUAAUGAAUAAUAUUAUUAC